AUCAACACACGAAUCGGUGCUGGAACCGCGAGUGUGCUCUCGCUGCUGUUAAAUUGUGUGGAACAGCAUAGUCGCUCUCAGACUGUCGACAGUUCUACAGAAUAGCAACAGCUGCAGGGUUAGACUUUCUGCCUUGGAGACACGCAGAAACACUGGCCCGGAUAGUGGUGCAUGGAAAUGUUAGAUCUGGUGAUCCCACACAAUCUGACUGCAAGUAUCGAGUGCCCCAACAAUUCAGACUUCAACGACAGUCAUAUCAAUAACAUCUCAGAAACAUCAAAUGGCAAAGCAGACAAAUCAGAGUCAAUGAGCAGCAGCGAGAUUGCCACAACAUUAGAACAUCUCUCUAAUCCAGCUAAUAGGAGUGAUAUCUUCAGUAAAAGACAACCACAUCAGUUUUCAUCCCAGAUUUAUACAUCAAAAUCAUAUCCCCACAUUAUUCCUACACCUUCCCUCCACGGCAUGGCUGCCUACGGACAAGCGCAGUACACUGCGGGGAUUCAGCAAGCUGCUGCUUAUGCUACUUACCCGCCACCAAGUCAACCCUAUGGAUUACCUUCCUACAGCAUCAAGACAGAAGAUGGUCUGAGCCAGGCACAUUCACCAGGACAGACGGGAUUUCUUGGCUAUGGCACCAGUUUCAGUACACCUUCACCAGGACAAGCACCUUACAGCUACCAGAUGCAUGGUAGUGGUCUGACAGCGACGUCAGGGAUUUAUCAGGGAAACAAUACAAUCACCAGCUCAACAGGCUUUAACAGUGCACAACAGGAAUACGCUACAUAUCCAGGCUUCCCACAAGGGCAAUAUCCACAGUAUUACAGCUCUCCAUACAGCUCUCCAUAUGUAACAGCAAACAGCAUAAGUCCAUCAGCCAUUUCUGGAAUGACCUAUCAGAUCCCGGAACCACCAAUUGCUAUAACCAAUCAAACAAAUGUGGAGUCAAUGUCAGGAGAUUACAGUACUGUCAGUCGACCAAGGACCCCUGUGAAAGAUUUGGAUUCAGAUCGACAGCGGAGAAGCUCAGAUGGAAAGUUACGUGGAAGAUCAAAAAGGAACAAUGACCCCUCCCCUCCACUGGACACUGAUAUUGAGCGGGUUUUUGUGUGGGACUUGGAUGAAACCAUCAUUGUUUUCCAUUCAUUACUCACAGGGACAUAUGCCACCCGAUAUGGAAAGGAUACGCCCACAGCAGUGUCGCUUGGAUUGCGAAUGGAGGAGAUGAUUUUUAAUUUGGCUGAUUCACACCUAUUCUUCAAUGACUUAGAGGAGUGUGACCAGGUCCACAUUGAUGAUGUGUCUUCAGAUGACAACGGGCAGGAUCUGAGCACAUAUAACUUUGCAACAGAUGGUUUCCAAACAGCCGCAGUUGGUGGAAACCUUUGCAUAGGCUCUGGAGUGCAUGGGGGUGUAGACUGGAUGAGAAAGUUGGCAUUCCGUUACCGUCGAGUAAAAGAAAUGUACAACACCUACAAAAACAAUGUUGGGGGUUUAAUCGGGACACCCAAGAGAGAAGGGUGGCUGCAGCUGAGGGCAGACAUGGAGGCUCUGACUGACCUGUGGCUGACACAUGCACUGAAAGCACUCAGUCUAAUUAACUCUAGAUCAAAUUGUGUGAAUAUUCUGGUUACAACAACACAGCUGAUACCUGCCCUCUCCAAGGUAUUGUUGUACGGACUGGGUACAGUCUUCCCCAUAGAAAAUAUCUACAGUGCUACAAAAACAGGGAAGGAAAGCUGUUUUGAAAGAAUAGUGCAAAGGUUUGGAAGGAAAGCAGUCUACAUUGUGGUGGGGGAUGGUGUUGAAGAAGAACAAGCAGCAAAAAAGAACAACAUGCCGUUCUGGAGGAUCUCGUGCCAUGCAGACCUUGAGGCCCUACGGCAUGCGCUUGAACUUGAGUACUUGUAGCAGAGGACAGACUGCACCUUCGCUCCUUGACUGUGGCGCCGAUCCAGCUAUGAGAUGUGUGGAUUAUGCAGUUGAUGUUUGCUUUGUCUUAACCUUCACAGAAGAAAAAUGAAAAUGGCUUCAGAGUUAAGAAUGAGAUCUGACCUUCAAAAAAAAAACUCAAUUCAUUUAAAACCACUGCACCACUAUCUUCAUUACGGAAAUGCGCCUUUACUGAAAAGACACAAACCUGAUAUGAUGUUAACUACAAAGUCAACUGAACCCUUCUUUGUCAUUGAGACUUUGCUUUGGACAUCAUGGGGGAAAGGGUGACUUGUGGUCAUCAACAGCGUGGUACAAUCACUGUUUUUUUAAUGGUUCUUGCUAUUUAUGAACUCCUGCUUUUUCCCCCAAUAUGAGCUGUGCUCUGUGCAAGCACACUUGCCCCUCCCAAUGGAAGAUAAGUUCUUAUUUAAAAAACCUGCUAUUGCUAAGACAAUCAAAAGACAAAUAAUCCUUUUUUUGUGUAAAUUUGUAAUCUUACGAUAUUUCUCUCUCUCUUUCUCUGAUACUGCUCAAGUUGUUUUCAAUAGUAACUGCAAAUAGCAACCUGUGAGUGUUUUUAUUAAAGAUAGGUGUUCCGUGGACUGUGCAUGUGUCUACACUUUACCUUAUGCCACCACCUUGUUGAUCAAUAUGUGCAGUCAAUACUUUUGUGACAACGAAUCUUGUGGUUAAAUGGCAUUGA
Pristis pectinata (smalltooth sawfish) is the source of this 2635-nucleotide messenger RNA. Its product is annotated as eyes absent homolog 1-like. Gene Ontology annotation, cellular component: nucleus. The record is from RefSeq and is a predicted model, not a curated record. The transcript has 17 exons. Lineage: Eukaryota; Metazoa; Chordata; Chondrichthyes; Rhinopristiformes; Pristidae. Bases 172 to 1908 code for a protein of 578 amino acids. Gene Ontology annotation, molecular function: protein tyrosine phosphatase activity. Gene Ontology annotation, biological process: negative regulation of extrinsic apoptotic signaling pathway in absence of ligand; cell differentiation; positive regulation of DNA repair.